Molecule: messenger RNA, 2277 nt
Organism: Lineus longissimus
Lineage: Eukaryota; Metazoa; Nemertea; Pilidiophora; Heteronemertea; Lineidae
Exons: 4
Coding region: 1-2277 (758 amino acids)
Source: RefSeq, a predicted model, not a curated record
AUGGGAGCUGAUCGCCCAGGUUUGUUUGGUGAUGUCGACCAGGACUUGACAAUCUGCCCUACCCACCAAUAUAAACUGGGCCUUGACUGGAAGCCAUCCCGUAAAUGCCAGCACCCCCUCCAUUCGGUAUCUUCGAAACGCGUGCCAUGUAAAGACCGUGCCAUUCCAGCGCUAGUCUCGAAGGAGAUAAACCAGAUUUGGAAUGUUUUGCUGCCAAUUGGAUCAGCAAUUUGUAAAGACUGCGAUUCAGGCCACAAGGAGGCGGUGGAGGCGGAAAAAGUGUGGCAUCAACAACAGCAGCGGUAUCCUCCUGGAGAACAUGGCGGCAUAAUGAGAGGAAUAUGCGGUUAUAUUCACAUGAUGGUUGAGAGGAAAGAAGCUCCAAUUUCCUCACCAGUAACUGAAGCACCAUUAUCUGCUCAAGAGAAGAAAGCAACAACUUCUGCACCAGUAACUGAAGCUCCAACUGCUGUUCCAGAGACAGAAGCUCUAACUUCCGCACCAGUAACUGAAGUGCCAACAUCUGUAACCGAGACCGAGGCUCCAACAUCCACUCCAGAGACCGAAGCUCGUACCACUGCUCAAGAGAGGGAAGCGCCAACUUUCACACCAGUAACUAAAGCACCAUCAUCUGCUCAAGAGGCAGAAGCUCCAACUUCUGCACAAGUAACUGAAGCACCAUCAUUUGCUCAAGAGACUAAAGCACCAACUUCUGCACCAGUAACUGAAGCACCGUCAUCUGUUCAAGAGACGGACGCGCCAACCGCUGUUCCAGUGAUAGAAGCUCCAACUUCCACACCAGUAACUGAAGCGCAAACAUCUGUUCGAGAGACGGAAACCCCAAUGUCUGCACCAGUAACUGAAACACCAAAAUCUGCUCAAGAGACCGAAGCACCAACUUCUGCACCAGUAACUGAAGGGCCAACAUCUGCUCGAGAGAUGGAAGCAUCAACUUCUGCACCAGUAACUGAAACUCCAACCACUGCUCCAGAGACAGAAGCUCCAACUUCCGCACCAGUAACUGAAUUGCCAUCAUCUGCUCCUGAGAAGGAAGCUCCAACUUCUGCACCAGUAACUGAAUCACCAUCAUCUGCUCAAGAGAAAGAAGCACCAACUUCUGCACCAGUAUCUGAAGGGCCAACAUCUGCUCGAGAGAUGGAAGCAUCAACUUCUGCACCAGUAACUGAAACUCCAACCACUGCUCCAGAGACAGAAGCUCCAACUUCCGCACCAGUAACUGAAUUGCCAUCAUCUGCUCCAGAGAUGGAAGCUCCAACUUCCGCACCAGUAAGUGAAGUGCCAACAUCUGCACCCGAGACAGAGGCUCCAACAUCCAUUCCAGAGACCGAAGCUCCAAUCUCUGCUCCAGAGACUGCUCCAAAUUCAGCACCAGUAACUGAAUCACCAACAUCUGUUCAAGAGACGGAAGCACCAACUUCUGCACCAGAAAAGGAAGCACCAAUAUCUCCUCAAAAGAUGGAAGCAUCAACUUCUGCACCAGUAACUGAAUCUCCAACCGUUGCUCCAGAGGCAGAAGCUCCAACUUCCACACCAGUAACUAAAUUGCCAUCACUUGCUCCAGAGACGGAAGCUCCAACUUCCGCUCCAGUAACUGAAGCACCAUCAUCUGCUCACGAGAUGGAAACACCAACUUCUGCACCAGUAACUGAAGCUCCAACUGCUGCUGCAGAGUCGGGAGCUCCAACUUCCGCACCAGUAACUGAAGCGCUAACAUUUUCACCUGAGACAGAGGCUGCUCCAGAGACUGCUCCAACUCCUGCACCAAUAACUGAAGUGCCAACAUCUUCAACCAAGACAGAGUCUCCAAAAUCCAUCCCAGAGACUGAGGCUCCAAUCUCUGCUCUAGAGACUGCUAAAACUUCUGCACCAGUGACUGAAGUGCCAACAUCUGUUCGAGAGACGGAAGCACCAACUUUUGCACCAGUAACUGAAGCGCCAACAUCUUCACCCGAGACAGCGGCUCCAACGUCUGCCAGAGAGACCAAAGCUCCAACUUCCACAUCAGUAACUGAAAGGAGACCUGCCGAGUCCUGGCAAGCUGAAUUUGUCACUGAUACAUCAUUGUUCGAUAUUGACCCUGAAGUAGGACUCUUAGAUAUUGCAAACCUUGAUUUUGAGAAACUCAUCAAUGAAGUUUUAGUCAAUAUUGAUGAGUAUAGUUGCGAUUAUGACAGUGAAAUGGAUCCAUCCUAUUUACCCAACAGUUCACUAGAAUCAGAAUCAGAGUCGGAGGAUGAGAAAGUAUCCAAAGUGUAA